CUCAUCUACGACUACCUCCUCCCAUCUACCAACCUCUGACUCCCAAAGCUCGCUCUCCAACGGCGAUGGAGAGCGCGGUAUGGUCUCCUAUUCGCAGAAUCGCCCUCCUGCCUCCCUCGAGGACCACCGACUAUUCACGAAACCUCCACCCGCUCCUUCCCUUUCCCAAACGCCCCGCUUCCCACAAAGCCCGUUGCUUCCUAACUUUUGAGAGCGGUCGCGGCGUCCCCCCGAGGCCCCUCGCCGGAGCUAACCUCUGCAGCUCACCCUUUGCUCCCACCCUGAGCAGGUUCACGUCGGUGUCGAGCUCCCACGCGGUCUCCGGCUCCGGCGGCGGCGGCGAUGGCGUCGACGGAGGCAGUGGGGGCGGCGGCGGAGAUGGCGGGUCAAGCGGCGGGGAGACCGUGGCCAAACCCGUCGCCGGUGAUCUGGAGGACGUCCCUGCGUUGGGUGCCGACGUGAUUGUCCUCCAUGUCGGGGGAAUGUCCUGCGGUGGAUGCGCUGCAAGCGUCAAACGUAUCUUGGAAAGUCAACCUCAGGUAUCAUCUGCCAUAGUUAACCUUGAGAAAGAGAUGGCAUUCAUUUGGACUGUACCAGAAGCCAAGGUUGUGCAGGAUUGGCAGCAAGAACUUGGAGAGAAGCUUGCAAAACACUUGACAACCUGUGGAUUUAAGUCCAAUCUUCAAGAUGGUGGCAGCGGCAGUAGUCCAGCUUGAAGGUCAUUGCAGACUUGAGAUUUACCAGCAGUCCAGUCCAUCAGGAAAUAACCAGGCAUUGGCAGUUAAAUUGAGUUCCACAAUAAUAACUACAUAUUUAGCUGUUUACUCUACACACCUUGAGAGUAGAAGAAUUAUUCCAUUAUAAACUUCUGUUUGGAUGCCAUCAAAUACUUCUUGACAUCUUGCUGC
Musa acuminata AAA Group (dessert banana) is the source of this 908-nucleotide messenger RNA. Its product is annotated as copper-transporting ATPase PAA1, chloroplastic. Gene Ontology annotation, molecular function: metal ion binding. The coding region runs from base 66 to 716 and encodes 216 amino acids. The record is from RefSeq and is a predicted model, not a curated record. Lineage: Eukaryota; Viridiplantae; Streptophyta; Magnoliopsida; Zingiberales; Musaceae. The transcript is spliced from 4 exons.